Lottia gigantea (owl limpet) is the source of this 1143-nucleotide messenger RNA. RefSeq lists its product as hypothetical. Bases 81 to 728 code for a protein of 215 amino acids. The record is from RefSeq and is a predicted model, not a curated record. NCBI's taxonomy places the organism in Eukaryota, Metazoa, Mollusca, Gastropoda, Lottiidae. The transcript has 7 exons.
CAAAUGCACAUGGAUACUUCCAAUGUAUAAUUUCCUUGUUUAAAUUAUGCCCAUUAGUUUUAGGUUGAAAUUGUCAUACUAUGGCAUUUAUGUUUUUCCAGACACUGUUGAUCAUAGUAUCUAUAGGUUAUCUGCAUGCUGAUGACAGUGAUGGUGUACAAGAGGCAACUUUAUGUGAAGUUUGUAGAAUUUUGGCUGAGGAAUUACAGUUAAGGCUAGAUGAAACUGGUAAAUCUAAAGAAGUCAUAGAAACUGGUCAUGGAUUAGACACCAAGAAAAAGAAAAAAUAUAAUUUUUCUGAAUUAAGAUUAAUUGAAGCUUUACAAGAACCUAAUAUAUGUGAUAGAAUUUUAGAAUAUAGUGUACAUAAGGAGAAAACAGGAAUUGAGAGAUUUGCCAAAGGAAGAUCCCAAACCAUGGAAGCUUUACAUGGUCUUGUAAAUAAAGGAGUGAAGGUAGAAUUAGGAAUGCCACAUGAAAUGUGGGAUAAACCAUCUGUAGAAAUCACACAGAUGCAAAGAAAGUGUUAUGCUCUAGUAGAAGAAUAUGAUGAAGAUAUAGAAGAUUGGUAUUAUAAUCAUCAAGAUCAACCAUUCCUUGAUUAUUUCUGUAGAAAUCUGGUUUUAAAUCCGCAAAAUAAUGAAUGUUUAGAUGAAGACAUGCGGUCACAAAAUGAAGGGUCUAGUUCAGAAAUGAAAGGUGAUAAAGGUAAAAAGGAAGAGUUAUGAUAUACUAUAGGAAAGCUAGUACUACUACUUUCGUCAAGAUUGAAGUAUAAGUAUAAUAGUGAUUAUUGUAAAGUAAUAUCAAUGUCAUAAAAGUUGCAUUUAAUCAAUAUCCCAGAAGAUCAUGUAGACAUUAUUAAUAAGUGAAAUUUUUUCAUCUUGAAGGAUUCAUUUCAAGCUACUACAAACUUCCUACUAAUACCUUGACUGAAAAAGUCACCUUUCUUGUAUCAUGGAAGUUUGUAAAUGAAGCUCUGCAUCCUGUAAUACAAGAAUAGUGACUAUUGCAGUAAAUAUUUAAGUACAAAGUUUGUAAUCUCUGGACAUUGUGAAGAUAAAUACAAAUACACCAUUUAUUUCCAUCAUUUAUGUUGUGUAUUAUUUGUGAUAACUCCUAAAUAAAAUCUAGUAAAAGAUC